UUCCAAUGACGUUUCAACCCUUUACAAUUGAUGUACACCGUUUGUUUUCAAUUCAUAAUUCCGCAGUGCGUUUAUUUACGUUUAAUUAAUACCCUUAAUGACAUAUUAUACAGCUUGCAUUGAUCGAUUCAAACUUCGUUUUUUAAAAUGCGGGCAAAACGACUACAUUUCCCAGAGAUCCACUCCUCACCGUGUUUCCUGUAUUUUGGUUGUGAUCCCUGAUUCCAAAGCGCAAAGAGAAAAGUGUGUUUGAAAGGUCAGUGUGUCAUGAUAUGAAUGAAACAGUGGAUAUAAACCGAAUGUUACUCUUGUAUGAUGUCAGGAGAUGAGCAUUCCAUCUUAAAGCGACAAGCGUGUGUGUUUUCUGAGGAACAUCAACAUGGAUAAUCGCUGUCACUGCUGUGCAUCUAAAUUUACUCUCUUCAGGAAAGAGGUGGGUUGUAAAAACUGUGGCCAUUCUUUUUGCGCUGGGUGUCUGACAUACACCACUUCUGUGCCAAAAUGUGGAAGCAGUCUCCAGAAAGUCUGCAAACAGUGUUAUGGAAACUUAACCAGCACUGGGAACCAGAGUGAUGCUGGCCGAUGGUCUCCACCAGAAAACUACAAAAAACGUGUUGCUGCUCUGGAAGCCAAAUCGACUCAACAGAAGCAGCCGUCCAGACCUGGAGGUCCUGUGGGUCUCAUCCCAACCAAAGGUCUCUGUAAAGAGGACCAGCUCAUCGCACAAAGACUGCAGAAGCUGAAAGAGGAAACCAAGCCUAGUAAAAAAUCCAUACCAUCAGAGAAAGAGCUGGAGUCUCGUCUCACUGCAUUGAAAGUCCCGCUACAGCCCGUGGCGUCUGUUAAAGAGAUGGAGGAGCGUCUGGCUGCCCUACAGGGACAACCGGCACCUUCUCAAACCCCCCGACCUGUUCAUCAGCCGCCUGACAGCCGGACACAGACGGAACGGACCAAUGAUUUACUCGCACAGAUGACAGAAGAAGUUGCUAUUGACAACCAGCAUCAGCCUUCAGAGGGAAGCACAGACGAACCCUUAAAUGACCUCAAUAAACAAGAGGGCUGGAACAUCAAUGAGAAUAUGGAGGACACAGAGCUGUCAAUCAAACAGCUGGAGGCGGAGAAAAGCAGAAUGCUGGAUGAAGCUGUAAAGGAACUACAGAAAGACAAAACCAACCAGGAAGAGAUGCUUGAGAUGGCUAAAAGACUGGCUGUUCUGCAGGGACGAGACCCCGAGCAGGUCCAUCUGUCAGAUGUCCAGCAGGUGGACAGUGGUGAAGAGAGCGAGGAGGACGCCAUCAACAGGGUCCUGAAAAGACUGUCAGAAGAAGCGGCUCUAGACGAGGCCUGCGGUUACAACAUCCCACCCGAAUUGAGCGGCCCGACAAACACAGAAGAGAAGACACGCAGCAGAAAAGCGAGUUCAGAGCGCUCGUCUCAACCCAAACCACACGCUGCCGUCUCACGCCCUCAGCUGUUCAAUGAUGAAGACGAGGAGGAUGAGGAGUUGCCGUGGUGCAGCAUCUGUAACCAUGACGCCAGCGUCCGAUGUCACACGUGUGAUGGAGAUCUGUACUGCAGCCGCUGCUUCAGGGAAGGUCAUGACAAAUAUGAGAGAAAAGAUCAUCACACAUCUACAUACACUGCACCUAAGAAGGCCAAGAGGAAAACAUGAUUCUCUACGAUGGUAUUACAUAUAAAUGAAACCCUACUACUAUUUAAAACUCCAUCUCUAAUAGCAAAGUGAAAUGACCACGUUACCCUCUGUAGUUUAAAGAGAAAUCAGUGUCCAACACAAAGUGCUCUUUAUGAUUUAGUGAUAAUGAAUAAAAGUGUAUUUUGAACAGAAAUGUGUCAUAAUACAGUUAGUGAAUGUUUAGUUUGGACUCUCAGUGGUCUGUCAUGAUAAACUGCAUCAUUGUGUUUAAAACUGUAAUAAAGUGUUUAACUGAA
Molecule: messenger RNA, 1950 nt
Organism: Triplophysa dalaica
Lineage: Eukaryota; Metazoa; Chordata; Actinopteri; Cypriniformes; Nemacheilidae
Gene: zfyve19
Product: zinc finger, FYVE domain containing 19
Exons: 11
Coding region: 380-1672 (430 amino acids)
Biological process (GO): abscission; mitotic cytokinesis checkpoint signaling
Cellular component (GO): cleavage furrow; midbody; centrosome
Molecular function (GO): phosphatidylinositol-3-phosphate binding; metal ion binding
Source: RefSeq, a predicted model, not a curated record